Messenger RNA from Elgaria multicarinata webbii, 1008 nucleotides. Its product is annotated as monoacylglycerol lipase ABHD6-like. Gene Ontology annotation, biological process: acylglycerol catabolic process. The transcript is spliced from 8 exons. Lineage: Eukaryota; Metazoa; Chordata; Lepidosauria; Squamata; Anguidae. The record is from RefSeq and is a predicted model, not a curated record. Gene Ontology annotation, molecular function: monoacylglycerol lipase activity. Gene Ontology annotation, cellular component: mitochondrion. Bases 1 to 1008 code for a protein of 335 amino acids.
AUGGAUCUCACCAUGAUCAAGACGAUGAUACGCGUCACUCUAGGUAUCCUAUCAACUCCAUUAAUAAAAAAGUACGACAAGUUGCCUUCGCUGAUAUUCAGGCUCAUGAUGUGGAUCAAGCGUCAGAAACGGGGAGUGAAAGUGAAGCACAUUGAAAACGAGGGAUACAGCUUCUCUUACUUCUCCCGAGGGGAGCCUGGGCCGCAUCCAUCCAUCUUGAUGCUUCACGGGUUCUCGCUCAACAAAGACGUUUGGUUAAAUAUCAUCAAACUCUUCCCCCAGGACCUCCACGUGGUCUGCCUUGACAUGCCUGGCCAUGGAGAAACCACCCGCUUGAUGGGAGAAAGUUAUACAGCAGCAGCUCAGGCUAAAAGGAUACACCAGUUUGUCGAGUGCAUUGAGUUGAACAAAAAGCCUUUCCACCUGGUUGGCAUGUCCAUGGGCGGAAUGGUCGCUGGGCUUUAUGCUGCGCACUAUCCGUCUGAAAUCUGCUGCUUGUCCCUCCUUUGCCCAGCUGGACUGAAGUAUCCAACAGAAACCGACUUCUUCGCGCGCUUCAGAGACAUGGUUUACUCUAGGGACCCUACUGACGGCACUCUUAUUCCAGUGAAUAAAGAACAGGCCGAAGACCUACUCAAGCUUUGCCUGUCUCGCCCCAGCUUUAUAAACAUGCAGCGCCUCAAAGGAUAUCUUGAUGAUCGGAGACCACAUAAGAUGUUUUUUAUAACAUGUUUCUUAGAUCUCUCCAGUGCGGAGUCCAGGUACAUUCUUCAUGAAAACAUGAGGAAGAUUAGAGUUCCAACACAGAUCAUUUGGGGAAGGGAAGACAAGGUCUUUGAUUCUACUGGGGCAGAAGUCUUAGCCACCGGCAUUCGUAACUCCCAAGUGCAUAUGCUGGAGGAAUGUGGACACUUCAUAGCACUCGAGAAGCCCAUGAAGUCUGCAAAGCUCCUUUUGGAAUUCUACAAUUCAGUUUGCGGCAUCUCGGAGGAUAAGAAGUUGGCAUAA